CCGAUGCGAGCUGGCCACCCUGGCAGAGGACGAUGCUGCAGGCAAGGUGAAGCGGUUGCUAGGACAGCCCUGUUUACUCGGCACAUCUACACUGCACCGACCGGCCAGACACAAUGGCUCGCGCCUCACAUCCUCCCUUUGUAGGGCAGCAAUGGCUUGUUUUUCAGCCAGCUCAGGACUGCCCACAUGAAGAUGACAGAUCCCAGACAAGGAAGUGUGUAGAGGCUGCGGACAGCUGGCAGCUGGACAUGCUGUUGUGCUGCUGACGCUCUCAUUCCAACAUGGACACCUCCACUAAAUACACACUAGCUUCCACAGAGGAGCCGACUCCUAAUGGACAACAUGGAACUCCAGCCGACUCCGGCUCCCAGGAAUCCAUGAAACUCAAGAAGGAAAUCUCAUUGCUAAAUGGGGUUUGUCUGAUUGUGGGCAAUAUGAUCGGCUCAGGCAUCUUUGUGUCACCGAAGGGGGUCUUGAUGUACAGUGCUUCAUACGGUCUUUCACUGGUGAUCUGGGCCGUUGGAGGAGUGUUUUCCAUAUUUGGUGCCUUAUGUUAUGCAGAAUUAGGCACAACCAUUACCAAGUCAGGAGCAAGCUAUGCCUAUAUCCUGGAAGCUUUUGGUGGCUUUAUAGCCUUCAUUAGGCUGUGGACUUCUCUAUUAAUUAUUGAGCCCACCAGCCAAGCGGUAAUUGCCAUUACCUUCUCCAACUACAUGAUGCAACCCAUCUUCCCAUCGUGCGAGUCUCCCUACUCUGCCAACAGACUGCUGGCAGCAGCGUGCAUAGCGCUCCUCACCUUCGUGAACUGUGCAUACGUGAAAUGGGGCACACGGGUCCAGGAUCUCUUCACUUAUGCCAAAGUACUGGCUCUCAUUGCUGUCAUCAUUGCUGGAAUUGUGAAACUCUGUCAGGGUCAGACAGAGAAUUUCGAUGAUGCUUUUGGUGGUUCCUCCCGUGAUGUAGGGGACAUUGCUCUUGCCUUGUAUUCUGCUCUCUUUUCUUACUCUGGAUGGGAUACUCUCAACUUUGUUACAGAAGAAAUUAAGGACCCAGAAAGGAAUCUGCCCCUUGCCAUUGGAAUCUCCAUGCCAAUUGUGACUGUCAUAUAUCUACUCACUAACGUAGCAUACUACACCAUUCUGGACAUGCGCUCCAUACUGGGAAGUGAUGCCGUGGCCGUGACAUUUGCUGAUCAGAUAUUCGGAAUAUUUAACUGGACGAUCCCCCUGGCUGUAGCGCUUUCAUGCUUUGGAGGCCUGAAUGCUUCAAUCCUAGCUGCAUCGAGACUUUUCUUUGUUGGGUCUCGAGAGGGUCACCUUCCUGAUGCUCUUAGUAUGAUCCAUGUGGAGCGAUUCACCCCGAUACCAGCCCUGCUGUUUAAUGGUGCCAUGGCUCUGGUGUACCUCUGUGUAGAAGAUAUCUUCCAGCUCAUUAAUUACUAUAGCUUCAGCUAUUGGUUAUUUGUGGGCCUGUCUAUUGCGGGUCAACUUUAUUUGCGCUGGAAGGAGCCAGACAGACCACGACCCCUCAAGCUCAGCCUGGUGUUUCCAGUAGUAUUCUGCCUAUGCACUGUGUUCCUUGUGGCUGUGCCACUGUACAGUGACCUGAUCAACUCACUGAUUGGAAUCGCCAUAGCACUGUCCGGAGUUCCCGUCUAUUUCCUUCUUGUACGUGUUCCAGAGCAAAAGAAACCACAGUGGCUCCGUCGCGUAGCAGCGAUAAUCACUCGAUAUACCCAGAUCCUAUGCUAUUCUGUCAUCACUGAGAUGGAUUUAGAAGAGAAAGAAAAAUUAGAUCCAAAAUCCGACUGAGGAUCAUAGGAUCACAUCUGGAAGCUGCUGGAUCUCCGGAAAACUUCAUUAGUCACAUAAUUUAUUUCUUACACUGGAUGGACGUCUUUUUUUCAUCAUUAAAGGCUUCAAUGCCGGGUGACUGCAGGGCAGUGCUCUGACAUGAAGUUAGGUGAACAAGUUCUCUCUGGCAGGGGAAGUGUUAAUUGUUUUCUCUUUUUCACAUAUUUUUUCCUCUGAAAUGGGAUGUUAAUUGUUAAGGCCCUGGAUGGGGGCAGCACUCCAGAAGGGCUGGCCCAUGGUAAUUUUGUGUAAAAUCAGGCAGCACUAUAUGGACCAUUCAUCGGACUCCCGUGAAUGGGCAACGUGCCUUACAUGACAGAUGCACUCUCCGAACCUUUUGCACUGACUGGAAAGAUAUGGCAAUUGUCUCUUUGCACAGGAUUGGUGGAAACAUACUGGAAUAAAAAUGUUAGAACAAAU
This is a messenger RNA of Bufo bufo (common toad), 2273 nucleotides long. RefSeq names its product solute carrier family 7 member 7 (gene SLC7A7). Gene Ontology annotation, molecular function: L-amino acid transmembrane transporter activity; basic amino acid transmembrane transporter activity. The transcript has 10 exons. The record is from RefSeq and is a predicted model, not a curated record. Gene Ontology annotation, biological process: amino acid transmembrane transport. NCBI's taxonomy places the organism in Eukaryota, Metazoa, Chordata, Amphibia, Anura, Bufonidae. Gene Ontology annotation, cellular component: membrane. The coding region runs from base 282 to 1811 and encodes 509 amino acids.